CCAGUUCUGUGAGCCAGUGAGAGAAAGAUGUCUCCCCGGUUGUAUGAGUUUCAUCUGCCCUUAUCUCCAGAGGAGUUGUUGAAAAGUGGAGGGGUGAAUCAGUAUGUUGUGCAAGAAGUGCUGCCCAUCAGACAGCUUCCAUCACAGCUUAAAGCAUUUCAGGCUGCCUUCAGAACCCAGGGGCCUCUGACUAUCCUGGAGCACUUUGACACUGUCUACAGCAUUUUACAUCAUUUCCGAAGUAUAGAUCCAGGCCUCAAGGAAGAUACUCUGGAAUUCCUAAUAAAAGUGGUAUCUCGCCAUUCCCAGGAACUUCCAGCUGUCCUGGACAACACAACUUUGAAUGUGUCAGAUAGAAGUGCCCACUUAAAUGCCCUCAAAAUGAACUGCUAUGCUCUGAUCCGUCUCUUGGAAUCCUUCGAGACUAUGACCAGCCAGAUGAGCCUGGACCUUGAUGUUGGUGGAAAGAAUAAGAAAGGGCGGGCCAAGGCGGCCCAUGGCUUCAACUGGGAGGAAGAGAGGCAACCAGUUCUUCAGCUUUUAACACAACUACUCCAGUUGGACAUCCGUCACCUGUGGAGCCACUCAAUAAUUGAAGAGGAAUUUGUCAGUCUGGUUACUGGCUGCUGCUACCGCCUCCUGGAGAACCCUACCAUUAGUCACCAAAAGAACCGCCCCACCCGAGAAGCCAUAACACAUCUGCUUGGCGUGGCCUUGACCCGUUAUAACCACAUGCUCAGUGCCACUGUGAAGAUUAUCCAGAUGCUGCAGCACUUUGAACACCUGGCCCCUGUGCUAGUGACAGCUGUGAGUCGGUGGGCAACCGAAUACGGAAUGAAGAGCAUUGUGGGAGAGAUUGUGAGGGAGAUUGGGCAGAAAUGUCCCCAGGAGCUGAGUCGGGACACUUCAGGGGCAAAAGGCUUUGCAGCCUUCCUGACAGAACUAGCAGAACGUGUCCCAGCUAUCCUGAUGUCCAACAUGUGCAUCCUACUAGAUCACCUGGAUGGAGAGAAUUACAUGAUGCGCAACGCUCUGCUCACAGCCAUGGCAGAGAUGAUAAUACAGGUCCUAAAUAGAGAUCAACUAGAAGAAACAGCCCGAGACACCAGAGACCAGUUCUUAGACACAUUGCAGGCUCAUGGCCAUGAUGUCAACUCUUUUGUUCGAAGUCGUGUUUUGCAGCUCUUCACCCGAAUCGUCCAGCAGAAGGCUCUUCCACUGACCCGUUUCCAGACAGUGGUGGCCUUAGCAGUGGAGCGUCUGUCGGAUAAGUCGGUGCUAGUGUGUAAAAAUGCAAUCCAGCUGUUGGCCACUUUUCUAGCCAAUAAUCCCUUUUCUUGCAAGCUUAGUGAUGCUGACCUUGCCGGACCCCUGCAGAAGGAGACUCAGAAAUUAAAAGAGAUGAAGGCACAGAGGCAAUCUGCAGUUGCUUCUGCAGCACUGGACCCAGAGGAGGAGUGGGAGGCCAUGCUGCCAGAGUUGACAUCCACCCUGCAGCAGCUUCUAAAGUUUCCACAGGAAAAAGAGGAGAUUCCUGAGGAAAUUGCUAUGGCAGAGACCGCUGAAGAGGUGAAAAGACGGAUCCAUCAGCUACUUGCUAAAGCUAGUUACAAGCAGGCCAUCAUUCUCGCCCAGAAAGCUGCAGACCACUUCCAGGAGGCCCAGCCUUUCAGUCAUAUGGAUCCAGAGGAGGCAGAGGAGACUAGGUUCUUGAAUCUUUUGGGCUGUAUCUUCAAAGAUACAGCAGCUUCCACACAGGACAAAAACCCCCAGGGGUCUGCAGGAAACAUGGGUCCAGAAGAGAUUGUCUGUAAGGACAAACCCAGUGUGCCUGAGAAAUCCAAUGAGAAGGAUGAACUGCUGAAGCAAGAGAUGUUGGUGCAGUAUCUGCACGAUGCCUACAGCUUCUCUCUGAAGAUUACACAGGCCAUUGGCAUUAUCAGCAAGAUGAUGUAUGAAAACACAACCACAGUGGUGCAGGAGGUGAUUGAGUUCUUCGUGAUGGUGUAUCAGUUCGGGGUCCCUCAGGCCCUGUUUGGAGUGCGCCGCAUGCUGCCUCUCAUCUGGUCUAAGGAGCCUGGUGUCAGAGAAGCCGUCCUCAAUGCCUACCGCCAACUCUACCUCAACCCCAAAGGGGACUCGGCCAGAGCCAAGGCCCAGACUUUGAUCCAGAAUCUCUCUCUAUUGCUAGUGGAUGCUUCCACUGGGACUAUUCAGUGUCUUGAGGAAAUUCUCUGUGAAUUUGUGCAGAAGGAUGAAUUGAAACCAACAGUGACCCAGCUGCUGUGGGAGCGUGCCACCGAGAAGGUCCCCUGCUCUCGUUUGGAACGUUGUUCCUCUGUCAUGCUUCUAGGAAUGAUGACACGAGGAAAGCCAGAAAUUGUGGGAAGCAACUUAGACACGCUAGUCAGCAUAGGACUGGAGGAGAAGUUUCCACCAGAUUACCAGCUAGCCCAACAGGUGUGUCUUGCCAUUGCCAACAUCUCCGAUAGGAGAAAGCCUUCUUUGGGGUCGCGCCACCCACCCUUCCGACUGCCUCAAGAACACAAGUUGUUUGAGCGACUGCAGGAAAUGGUCACAAAAGGUUUUGUCCACCAGGACCCACUCUGGAUCCCAUUCAAAGAGGUAGCAGUGACCCUUAUCUACCAGAUGGCAGAGGGUCCUGAGGUGAUCUGUGCCCAGAUAUUGCAGGACUGUGCGAAGCAGGCCCUGGAGAAGCUGGAGCAGAACCCCUCACAGGAGGAACUGAAGGAGACCCCCAGGCUCCCUACUUACCUGCUAAUGAACCUGCUGUCCUUGGCUGGGGAUUUGGCUCUGCAGCAGCUGGUCCAUUUGGAGCAAGCAGUGAGUGGAGAGCUGUGUCGGCGCCGAGUUCUUCAAGAAGAACAGGAGCACAAGAGUAAAGGUCUGAAGGAGAAGAACACAAGCUCUGAGACCACCAUGGAGGAGGAGCUAGGGCUUGUCGGGGCGACUGCUGACGAUCCAGAGGCAGAGCUGAUCCGUAACAUCUGCGAGAUGGAACUGCUGAAUGGCAAACAGACCCUGGCCACCAUCAUUCCACUUCUGCUUAAAGUGUGCAACAAUCCAGGUCUCUACAGCAAUCCUGAACUUUGUGCGGCUGCCUCGAUCGCCCUCGGCAAGUUCUGCAUGGUUAGUGCCACCUUCUGUGAUGCCCAGCUUCGUCUUCUGUUCACCAUGCUAGAAAAGUCCACGCUCCCCACUGUCCGGUCCAACCUCAUGGUCGUCGCUGGGGAUCUAGACAUUCGCUUCCCCAACCUGGUGGACCCCUGGACCCCUCAUCUGUAUGCUCGCCUCCGAGACCCAGCUCCUCAGGUGCGGAAAACAGCUGGGCUGGUGAUGACCCACCUUAUCCUGAAGGACAUGGUGAAGGUGAAGGGUCAGGUGAGCGAGAUGGCGGUGCUACUCAUCGAUCCUGAGCCCGAGAUCUCAGCCCUGGCCAAGAACUUCUUCAACGAGCUUUCCCACAAGGGCAAUGCAGUCUAUAAUCUCCUUCCAGAUAUCAUCAGUCGCCUGUCAGAUCCCGAGGGUGGCGUGGAGGAAGAGCCUUUCCACACCAUCAUGAAGCAGCUCCUCUCCUACAUCACCAAGGACAAGCAGACAGAGAGCCUGGUGGAGAAGCUGUGUCAGCGCUUCCGCACCGCCCGAACUGAGAGGCAGUACCGGGACCUGGCCUACUGUGUGUCACAGCUGCCCCUCACAGAGCGAGGUCUCCGAAAGAUGCUGGACAACUUUGAUUGCUUUGGAGAUAAGCUGUCAGAUUCCUCCAUCUUCAAUGCUUUUUUGUUGGUUGUGGGCAAGCUGCGACGUGGGGUCAAGCCUGAGGGCAAGGCUUUAAUAGAUGAAUUUGAGCAGAAGCUUCGAGCCUGUCAUACUAGAGGGUUGGAUGCCGUAGAGGAAAUUGAGCAUGCCCAAGGGGGAAGCCAGAGAGCCCCAUCAGCCACCAAGAAACAAUCCACUGUCUCCAGGCGUCAGCACCUGGCUUCUGCUGCCUCAGACGAUGAUUUUGUGACGCCUGAGCCCCGCCGUACUGCCCGUCCCCGUCGCCAUCCUAACACCCAGCAGCGACUUUCUAAAAAGAAACCCAAGAUUGUCUUCUCAAGUGAUGAGUCCAGUGAGGAAGAACUUUUAGCAGAAAUGACCGAAGAUGAGACACCCAAGAAAACAACCCCCAUCCGCCGAGCAUCCGCUCGAAGACACAGGUCCUGA
Elephantulus edwardii (Cape elephant shrew) is the source of this 4227-nucleotide messenger RNA. It is a transcript of the gene NCAPD2, whose product is annotated as non-SMC condensin I complex, subunit D2. NCBI's taxonomy places the organism in Eukaryota, Metazoa, Chordata, Mammalia, Macroscelidea, Macroscelididae. Bases 28 to 4227 code for a protein of 1399 amino acids. The record is from RefSeq and is a predicted model, not a curated record. Gene Ontology annotation, cellular component: nucleus; condensed chromosome, centromeric region. Gene Ontology annotation, molecular function: histone binding. Gene Ontology annotation, biological process: mitotic cell cycle; meiotic chromosome condensation; mitotic chromosome condensation. The transcript is spliced from 31 exons.